Molecule: messenger RNA, 3357 nt
Organism: Perca fluviatilis (European perch)
Lineage: Eukaryota; Metazoa; Chordata; Actinopteri; Perciformes; Percidae
Product: transforming growth factor beta-3 proprotein-like
Exons: 7
Coding region: 473-1693 (406 amino acids)
Biological process (GO): regulation of cell population proliferation; SMAD protein signal transduction; BMP signaling pathway
Cellular component (GO): extracellular region
Molecular function (GO): growth factor activity; type II transforming growth factor beta receptor binding; type III transforming growth factor beta receptor binding
Source: RefSeq, a predicted model, not a curated record
GGCCAUACCGACCGCUCAAAGUCGCAUAUACCUCGUUAACCUGACAGCCUGCGGUCUGCCUCCGCACAGACAAUAAAGCACUAGAUUUUGAUGACAGAAAAAAGGAGAAAUAUGCCGAGUUGUGGGACGACUUAAAUCUACCGGAUUGAGCACAAGAAUGCAAGAAAAGUCUGUUUUUUUUCUACAGAUAUUUGUGCCGGAUACAUUUUACUUGUGCGGAUUAGUUUCUGUUGUUCUGGACUUUGAAUUGACUAAUGUCUAAUGGGCGAACACACAUUUGGAUUUCUGCUGAUAACAAAAGGGACAGCCACAAGAAAACGAAUUAAGUAAGGAGUUUUUCAUCAUUAGUUCCCAAGGAAGUUAAAGGAAACAUCAGCAGGGCUUAUCAGUUUGAUUUGACACUGACCUUGGCAGUCCUCGCCUGUGAAUCUGCACAUUUCAACUACCGAGCGAACCAAAUGCAGAGAGAAAGAUGCAUUUGGGCAAGGCUUUACUGUUUGUCCUCCUCCUCAACUGCGCAACUUUGAGCUCAUCUCUGUCAACUUGUGCCACCGUGGAUAUCGACCAUGUGAAAAGGAAGAGGGUCGAGGCGAUACGAGGUCAGAUUUUGAGCAAACUCCGACUAACAAGUCCUCCACAAUCUCUCGGACCGAGUAAAAUCCCUUAUCAAAUCCAAGCAUUGUAUAACAGCACCAAGGAGCUACUGGAGGAACUUAGGAGGGAUCGGCAGCAAAGUUGCGGUCAGGACAACACAGAGACAGAGUACUAUGCCAAAGAGAUAUACAAAUUCAACAUGGUCUACGGACCGCCAGAGAGCAACGAUCUGCUCUACUGCCCAAAAGGCAUCACCUCUAAGGUUUUCCGCUUCAACGUCUCCGCCAUGGAAAGGAACUCAACUAACCUCUUCAGAGCAGAGUUUCGAGCCCUGAGGGUGCCAAACUCAAGUUCCAAGAGGAAUGAACAGCGGAUUGAGCUCUACCAGAUUGUGAGGCCAAACGAACACAUUAGGAAACAACGCUACAUUGCAGCCAAGAACGUGCUGACCAAAGGUAAUCCAGAAUGGGUCUCCUUCGAUGUGACUGAAACAGUGCGGGAAUGGCUGAUGAACAGAGGAACUAAUCUCGGUUUGGAAAUCAGUGUGCACUGUCCCUGCCACACCUUCAACCCAAAUGGUGACAUCAUUGACAAUGAGAAGGAGGUGCUGGAGGUAAAGUUUAAAGGUGGGCUUCAACAACAUUUACUGAUUAAGUUAUAUAUGCCAGAUAAGGAAAAGGACCAGUACCUGCCUCACCUUAUCCUCAUGAUGAUCCCACCCCACCGCCUGGAAGCUCAGUCCACACGCCGACGCAAGAGAGCGCUGGACACAAACUACUGCUUCUCAAACACAGAGGAGAGCUGCUGUGUUCGCCGGCUCCACAUAGAUUUCCGCCGUGAUUUGGAUUGGAAGUGGAUCCAUGAGCCCAGUGGUUACGAUGCCAACUACUGCUCCGGGCCCUGCCCUUACCUGAGGAGCUCAGAUACAACACACAGCUCGCUGCUGAGCUUGUACAACACUCUGAAUCCGGAGGCAUCGGCCUCCCCCUGCUGUGUCCCUCAAGACCUGGAGCCCCUCACUAUACUCUACUACUCUGGACGGACCCCCAAAGUGGAGCAGCUCUCCAACAUGAUCGUCAAGUCUUGCAAGUGUAGCUGAGAAGAUGUGAAAGGCGAGGUAGUGCGGCAGGAUUUUACUAGGUACUGACGAAAACCCAUGCUCGUUGACUUUUGAACUCUUAGCUGUGACAAUUACUAAAACUGACCCUGUGGCCUCAUGGCUUAGAUCUGAACACCACUCUGGAGGUCACAUUUUUUAAGGAUGCAGAUUUUCAUUUUGUUUCUUGUUUUGUAUUUUGUUUUCCUCCCACUCUGGAUGAGAAGUAGUUAUUUUCAGUUCAAACCAAAUGUUGCAAUCAUAGUAUGAUCUUAAAAUAUUUCCUUCUACAUUUGUGAAGGUGGACAACAUACUCUGCAGAGAGCCCUGUACAAAUCUAUCUGUGACAAAGUGGGAGCUGCUUCAUUGACGAUGACUGAAAGGGACUUAUUUUGUGGUAUAUUUUCUGCUUCAGAGUUAAAGCAAAUAUUCCACAAAGUCAUAGUCUCCCUGUUGUCAGUAGAGCAGCUUUCCCGUCUCUAGCCUUGGGAUAAUACUGUUUAUAGUCACAAAUAUAGAUUGUGCUCUACUGAAUGGUCGAAGAGUCCUUUCAGGAUGGAUUUUACCUUGACUUAAGUUCCCUUCCUUUCAAACAGUGGACAUUAUCUUCAAACAUAAAAGGAGAAAGGACAGACUUGCUGCUGUAUCCAAAGCCAUAGCUGUGGUCAGGGAAAAGGAGAGCUGAGAGAAUGCCUGCUGGAUUUGCAAUGGAAAGUGAAUGAACAAAGAAGUUGAGCCAAGCUUUUCUUUUUUUGGCCGGCCAGCAGCAAUGGCCUUUUUUUUGCGGCUAUUAGAAUGGAUGGAAGAAGAAGAAGGGAGUAGGGGACCUGAUAGGAAGUGAAGAACUAUGAUGGAAACAAGCCAUGAGCACAAUGCCAUUCACUGGAAGUUCUCAUCUCUAACAGGUUCAAAUUAUUUAUGGGACAUCAAAGAAUAUACUGGAAAGGAACAUGUGUUACGCAACAGGUUUUUAUGGGAUUUCUUUUACAUUAAUAGCAGAUUUGAUCCGUUAUGCAACUUGUCAUAUAGUGAUUGUUUCACUAACUGGGACAACGUUUGACGUAAACUAAGGGUACGGUUACAUUUCCUUGUGAUUCAAGAAGAAUAUGCUUUUUGUCCAUAUACAAAUUAGUUGGACCUGUUGUAUGUGAUCCAGUAUGUUUGACUGAAGUCAACUUUAUUGUAUUAAAAGGGGACCAUCACCAGAAAGUUAAAUCAGAGCACUUUUCUCCAGCAUUAAUAGGAAAUGUCAUGUCAUUUAAAAUGUUUACUUCUUUUAAAAAUCAUACUCUCCUAUCAACUCACCUGUGCAUCACUCCAUCCAGCUGACCAGGAAUCGCAUGUGUUCCCAAAAACACUGCUGUCUUUCAUUCCCUCGGCUGCGUCUCAGUUUGUUUUAGUGCUCUUUUACAGUGUGAAGCCCUAAUGGAACAAAAAAAAUGAAGCGGGAGGGGAAAAGUCAUUACAUGACAGUGGCUGGAUGUACAGUUAGACCUAAUUUUUCUCUGAGUCAGGAGAACGAUUCUGAAUCCCUGUACUGUUUGACAUUCACUCAGUCAGUCAUCUUACCUUUAGAUGACAUUUAGGUGACAUUUUUUUUGCAGUAAUAUUGUUUGAUUGACUUGUUGAUCGUGAUUGUUAUUAAAAACACAACAUGCAAAACUUGA